Messenger RNA from Oryza brachyantha (malo sina), 2595 nucleotides. Its product is annotated as geranylgeranyl transferase type-2 subunit alpha 1. Bases 252 to 2327 code for a protein of 691 amino acids. Gene Ontology annotation, molecular function: protein binding; Rab geranylgeranyltransferase activity. Lineage: Eukaryota; Viridiplantae; Streptophyta; Magnoliopsida; Poales; Poaceae. Gene Ontology annotation, biological process: protein geranylgeranylation. The record is from RefSeq and is a predicted model, not a curated record. The transcript is spliced from 8 exons. Gene Ontology annotation, cellular component: Rab-protein geranylgeranyltransferase complex; cytoplasm.
GUAAUGUUACUCCAUAUAAUAUAUCUAAUCCAGUAUUAUUACUGUGUUGCUGCAUUUUUGGACUGACGAAGAAGAAGGUAAGAGUAAAACAAUGUGGUAGUAAUAGUAUGCCACUUCUUGUGCUGAAAGGAUCGAACUAGGCGUUGGAUCUUUCGAAGUUUCAGCUUCCAAGUUCCCAAGUCCCAACCCCUCCUCUCCGUGAGAUCCAAAGCCCCACCGCCGCGCCGCGCCGGAGGAGGAGGUGGGGAGAGAUGCACGGCCGGCCUCGGCGCCCGGACAAGCCGGAGGACGCGGCGGCGGCGGAGGCCAAGGCCGCCAAGCUCCGCGACCUCCAGGCCCAGGUCCUGCGCAACCACCACGACCGCACGUACAGCAAGGAGGCACUCGGGCUGAGCUUCAAGUUGCUUGAGAUUAAUCCUGAGGCGUACACUGCAUGGAACUACCGGAAGCUUGCGUUUCAGCACAACCUUGGGGAGCUUUCUGAGCCGGAGGCCGUCAAAUCUGCCAUUGAUGAUGAGCUCAGAGUGGUAGAGGUUGCAUUGAGGCAGAAUCCAAAGUCCUAUGGGGCUUGGUAUCACCGAAAGUGGUUGCUAAAUCAAAAGCUUGCACCAGUGGAUUUCAAGCGUGAAUUUGGCCUCUUGGAUAAACUAUUGAAGGUGGAUGCGAGGAAUUUCCAUGGAUGGAAUUACCGCAGAUUCCUUGCCAAAUUCAUGGGGGUGCCAGAAGAGGAAGAGCUUAAGUACACAAUGGAUAAGAUCAGUGACAACUUCAGUAAUUACUCAGCAUGGCAUAAUCGCAGUAUACUUUUGUCCAAUCUGCUGAUCAAACGGAGCAAGGGUUUUGAGUCAAAGCAGAAGAUUUUUUCAGAGGAGUUUGAACUUGUAACUCAGGCCCUUUUUACAGACCCAAGUGAUCAAAGUGGGUGGUUCUAUCACCUCUGGCUUUUAGCUCAGACAUCUAGUCCAGAGAAUCCGCAGCUGAUUGCUUCGUGGCCUUCUAAUGGUGCAAAGCUCAGUUUAUCUUCCUCGAGCUCCAUUUGUUGUUACUCACUGAAGGAAGGGAUUCUACCAAUUGUUCUCUAUUUUAAUGAGCCUGUGAAAGGGUUGAGUUCAUCAAGCGUGAAUUUGAAUUCUGAUUUGGUGGUUGGUAAGAACAUUCAGUGGAAGCCCCUUUCAGUAACAGAUUCUGGACAUUCUAACUGCUGGGUUACUUAUCUUGAGGUAUCAAACUUGGAGUAUAGCAGUCUGCAGCAAUUUUCAGUUGAAGUGAGCAUAACCAACUUAGAUGAAAUUGUGUCCAGAACUGGUUCUAAUUUUUGCUGUCCCAUGCAUUUCUCGUUUACCGUUGAACUAAGCAGCAUUGACAGUACAGACCAGGAUACGGACCCAAUUCAUGAUUUAAUCUCAUGGGAUUUCUUAGACCCACUUCCAUCUCAUGUAAAUCCCAGUUGCACCCGUUUUGAGCUCCUAAAGAUUACUGAUGCCUCGGUUCACGAGGAAUCAAAUUGGCAUUUGGAAAGAUUAUCUGAUGAAAUAGACCUUUUUAGAGAAUUGCCUGAUGACAACAGCAAGUUUGCGAAGUUGACUUUAGCACGGUUAUUGCUUGCUUGUGCUGCAAUAAAGUCCCGUGGAAGUUCUCUUGUUGAAAGGAAGGGAUACUGUGAAGAGGCACUAAGGCUCUUUAAUGACUUGAUCCACCUGGAUCCAUCUCAUAAAAGGUACUAUGAGGAUGAGCGGAGCCUAGUCCUAGUGGAUCAGUUAACAUGUGACAUGGAGGCUGUCAAGAAGUACUGUUCUGUCAAAGUUCUGCCCAAGUUAGCUCCAUUAAACCAUGUGCAGCUUUGCAGAUUAUCUUUAACACGUAUUGGAUUUGCAGAACGCUUGUUGUGGGUUCAAAUUUUGGACCUAAGCCAUAACAACCUCAGAUCGAUUGAAGGCUUGGAGUCUUUGCAGCAGCUUGUAUGCUUGAACCUCAGCAACAACCAGAUCAGUAGUUUCACAGCACUUGAACCACUCACGAAGAUAAUUUCUUUGAAAGUAUUGGAUUUAUCUUCCAACGAGAUUGGAACUCACCCGAUCGACACGGCCCGGUAUAUCUGCCCAUCGCCAUUCUCACAUAAAGUUGAAGCAUGUGAAGCUUUUGAAGAGUGCCUGAAGAAAAAUAUCAACGUGGAGGAAUUCUGGGAUGCCAUAUUAUUAUUCAAAAAUGUUAAUUUGGUACAGCUUUGUCUUGAAGGAAAUGCAGUUGCCAACAAGGAGGGCUUCAUGACUCUUGUUGUGACACUCAAUCCAUCUCUGAAAUGGCUUGACGGGGCAUGUGUUCAUUAACUGUUUCUCUUCAUUGGUAAAGAUACAAAUUGGAUAGUCUGGUCAUGUUGUAUACAAUUUUGUCUGAUUUUAGGAACGCAAGUGCUAUUUUUUGAUACGGUCCAUGCGUACUGGAAUACUCGUAGAUUUCAAAGGAAAUUUAAGACAUGGUCAUGUUAUUUAAGAGUUUUUUCUGUUUUAAAUGAAUGAACAGUUCCUUUAAAAAACGAUGAUAUUACAGAGCUGAAGAAAUUUCAUUGUGUUUCAUGAUGCGCGAUCAGUUUGGAGC